AUGCCCAUAGGGCAGCUCACAGGCACCUCUGCCAGGCCUGGAGGUUUCAGGGCUGUCAGGCAAACUCAGCCCUCUGGUUGCUUCCUUGGUCUCUGGCAGACGAGCCCGUGUGGCUUUGCCGCAGGAACCAUCCUGCACAGCUUGCCAGCAUAUGCCAGAGGCAACGCCAAAUAUGAGAAGAUCCUCCAAAAGGCCCAAGAAAAGCUGGACAAAGGCAGCCAGAGAGACGAGGCCAUUGCUCUGGGGGAGGCUGUGGCAGCCGAGCCCCGCAUGGACGACUCGGGCACCAUGAUCAGCUUUGAUAACUGGGCAGGGAGAGACACUGGAGUUCAUUUCUUUGGAGCUCUGAUCCUGCCUGAGAGAGCAGGAAGUGUCCCAGACACUGAGCAAGCUGAGCUGCCCGAAUACAUCCUGGACCUUGGCUAUGUUGUUCCCGGUGACAUCCACACACACAUGGUGAAGAUCACCAACACCGGGCACUUCCCCGCAUCUUUCCGUGUCGAUGGAUAUGUCCUGUAUAACACAGGCUUCAGCGUGUGCCUGGAGCGUGUGAAGCGCCUGCCCUCCUGUGAGAGCAAGACAUUUGAAGUGUGCUUCGACCCACAAAGUGCCAACGUGCCCCUGGGAAAAGUGGAUGUGCUCCUGCCCAUCAAGAAGUGCUACCGGGGCGAGCUGCAGAUCCAGAUUUGCCAGAGCAGCCAACGCCUGCAGCCCCUACAGACACCGAAAAAUGACAACAGCCCCAACAGCUUGUUGCUGCCUCCGUGUGCCCCGGGAGAGAAGCUGACUGAUGAGGCCCAAGGAAGGGGCAUAAAAAUGAAGGUUGACGUUGUGGAUCCACCAGGAAAGGUGGUGAAGCUGGGAAACGUCUGCAUUGGACAGACGGUGAAGAAGAUGGUCACCGUAGCCAACAAGAGUGCAGCCCCUCUCACCUUUAAGCUGAGGGUCACGUCCACUGUGCCAGAGUUGCAGGAAGCUGGGGUUCUGUGCUUGAAGCCCAGCAAGGAUCUAAAGCUGAAGGGCAGAGGAGACACCUGCAAAGUGGAGGUGACCUUCUCCCCGAAGCGCCGCAUGCAGCCGUUCAGCGGGGAAGUGCUGCUGGAGUGCCGCGGGCUGGUGCGCUCCCUCUGUGUGGUGCGGGGCUCCUGCCAGGGCAGCCUCGUGAGCCUGGACCAGGACCAGCUCAGCUUUGGAGCCGUGGUGCAGCAGAGCUACACGUGCCGGCGCGUCGUCAUGCGGAACGCGGGCGACACGAGAGUCAGGUUUAUGUGGGAUGUGGAGAGCUUCAAGCCAGACUUUUCCAUCAGCCCCACAAAGGGUUACAUCAGCCCAGGGAUGGAUGUGCCCUUGGUUGUGACCUUCCGCCCCUCAAAGCUGAGUCAGGCUGUCCAGUACGAGGGGCUGCGGUGCUUCAUCCAGGGCAGUGAGGCGCUGCAGCUUACACUGGCAGGAUCCUGCGUGGAGGCCCCUGGCCCCAAAGAGCUGAAAGCCACCUGGAGCAGGCCAGAGAAGCCCGUGUAUUUCCGCACCAGGCUGGGCUCCCGUCAGACCAUCACCACCAAAAUACGGCAUUUUGCCCAGCAGAAGACCGAGUACCUCGUACAGACCGACUGUGCCGACUUCCAGACGGCAAAAUCCAUCAGUGCGGCACCCGCCAGUGCUGGGGGCUCGGACCUGAGCGUGGAAGUGACCUUUGAGCCCUGCCACCUGGGCGAAGCCAAGGCCACGCUGCAGCUCAGCUCUGCAUUGGGCGGGCAGUACUGCAUCCCACUCAUCGGCCUUGCGCUGCCCCCUGAAGCCCAGGGCCCCUUCCUCAUCCCAGCCGGCGGCACCACCUCCAUCUCCUUCAGGAACGUCUUCCGGAAGGCCACGGCGUUCCAAUACGCAGUGAAGCACCCGGGCUUCACCGUCAGGGCCCCCGAGGUGCUGCGCGCCAAGAGCAGCACCACCAUCACCGUCUCCUUCGCGGGCGGCCCGGCUCCUGUCACCAGCAGGCUGGUGGUCUCCUGCCCUGGGGGCUCCUGGAUCUACCACCUCCGGGGCCUGCCCUCCCCCCGCAAGUGA
Molecule: messenger RNA, 2064 nt
Organism: Melopsittacus undulatus (budgerigar)
Lineage: Eukaryota; Metazoa; Chordata; Aves; Psittaciformes; Psittaculidae
Product: hydrocephalus-inducing protein homolog
Exons: 12
Coding region: 1-2064 (687 amino acids)
Biological process (GO): axonemal central apparatus assembly; cilium movement
Cellular component (GO): axoneme
Source: RefSeq, a predicted model, not a curated record